AUGACCCUCAAUAACACACCAUCAAGGCUGGAAUUAUGCGUGCAAACACGAGACUUUGAGGCUGCUGCAAAGGAAGUCCUCUCGGAGAAGUCUUGGGUCUAUGCAUCAAGUAGCGCAGCAUCAGGUCUGUCGCUGCAGUCGAAUCUGGACGAUUGGUCUCGAAUCAAUUUCCGGCCGCGGAUCAUGAGGAGCGUGAGCUCGUUGGACACAACUAGGUCUAUCUUGGGCCAGCCGGGGCGACUUCCCUUCUUCAUCUCCGCGAUGGGGACGCUGGGCAGUGCGCAUGAUGGUGCUGAAUCCUUACUGGCUCGGGGAGCGACGCGAGGGGGAUUGCACAUGGUGGUCAGUACCGCAUCAACCAAACCCUUAGAGGAGAUCAUGGAGGCCCAUUUGAAUGAACAGCAAAAAUUGGGUAAACAAAGCCCCUCGAGGCUGGCCUUUCAGUUGUAUGUUCCCGUCGAUCGGGGCCUUGCCAGGACCUUGAUUCAACGAGUCAAGGCAGCUGGGUACCAAAGUCUCUGGAUCACUGUAGAUACUUCGAUUCUGGGGAAGCGAACGGCUGAUCGCUACCUGCAAGCGCAAGAAGGCUUAGACCAAGAUGCCCACGAGCAAGUUCGGCGUGCCGGGUCCGAAAAUCGCUUUGCCCCGGCCUUUGGAGGCCGACCCGUUCCGGGGUUUCUAGACCCGGGUCUCAGCUGGGACGAUUUGGCCUGGAUAUCUGAUGAAUGGAAGGGCUCCAUUGUGUUGAAGGGGGUGCAGACGGUGGAGGAUGUGAAACUAGCGGUGAAGCACGGUGUGCAGGGAGUUCUUCUAAGUAAUCACGGUGGUCGGCAGAUUCACUCGGCCCCCAGUGCCUUGAUGACACUCUUGGAGAUUCGCAGGUAUUUUCCCGAGGCCUUUGACAAACUCGAGAUUUUUGUCGACGGAGGACUGCGGGAUGGAGCAGACGUGCUCAAGGCCCUUUGCUUGGGAGCUACCGCCGUAGGCGUGGGCCGGCCAUAUUUCUACGCAAUGGCAGCCUAUGGGAUUGAAGGCGUGGAGAAGUGCACUGAGAGUGAGUUUCGACUGCUAUCGAUUGAUCAAAAUAAGGAUCUCUGGAUCAUGAUCGCUGACCUGGAAACCACAGUCUUGGCCGAAGAGAUGGAAAUCACUAUGAAGAUGCUCGGCGUCUCCUCGCUAGAUCAGUUGCACCCCGACAUGGUCAACGCUACUCGAUUGCUAAACGAGAUAUGUGCUACGUACGAUAGUUUAUUUAUUAUUGCAUUGGGCGGGGAAGAUAACAGCAGUAUGAAAUAG
Molecule: messenger RNA, 1296 nt
Organism: Penicillium macrosclerotiorum
Lineage: Eukaryota; Fungi; Ascomycota; Eurotiomycetes; Eurotiales; Aspergillaceae
Exons: 2
Coding region: 1-1296 (431 amino acids)
Molecular function (GO): oxidoreductase activity; FMN binding
Source: RefSeq, a predicted model, not a curated record